CCCCCCCCCAAACCCGGGCAGGCACCUGCCGCCCCACGUGCGCGGGGACCCGCCCGCGAGCACUCGUUAGGGCGGGGCGGGGGCGCGCGGCAUGGCGGAGAGCGGCGCGUGGCUGCUGGUGCUGAGCGCCGUCUGCCUCUGCAACGCCCUCAAGAUCCUCCUGCCCUCCUGCUCCGCCAUCAUAUCCAGAUUAUUACAAAAGGAUGCAGAGCAGGAAUCCCAAAUGAGAGCCGAGAUUCACAACAUGAAGCAAGAACUCUCAACCAUUAGUAUGAUGGAUGAGUUUGCUAGAUAUGCCCGUCUGGAAAGAAAGAUUAACAAAAUGACUGACAAGCUUAAAACCCAUGUGAAAGCACGAACUGCCCAAUUAGCCAAAAUAAAGUGGGUUAUAAAUAUUGUGUUCUACAUCUUACAAGCUGCCUUGAUGAUCUCUCUGAUUUGGAAGUACUAUUCUGAACCAGUUACAGUGCUUCCAAGCAAGUGGCUUGCUCCACUGGAGCGCUUGGUAGCCUUUCCUACAGGGGUGGCAGGUGGUGUUGGAAUUACUUGUUGGCUUGUGGUUUGUAAUAAAGUUGUAGCUAUCAUGCUACAUCCUUUCAGCUGAAGGAAUCCCAGUAAUCCAUGGAGACCUCAACUACAUUUUCAUGAUCACCGUUUUAAGUGAAUUUAAAAAAAAAAAAAAAAAAAAAAGGAACAGUUGUCUUUCAUGAGACUAGGUCUGAGAUAAUCUUUGCUACUUCAUUUGGAUGUCAGUUAAUAUUCCUUCAGAUUUAUUUUAUCUUUCCUUUGUUUUCCAGUUUGGUGGUCAGUUUUCAAAGAAUAGCAUUGCUAUUUAUAGAACCUCAUGUCUAUUUUGACCAACAUGAACACUGAUUGAUGGGAGAACCAUGUCAUGGUAUAUAUUCAUCAGAAUGUAAAAGUGUUUGAUUUGUAUUUUUAAGUUGGAAGAUGGGGGAGAUUUGCAGUUUCUUUGCUGUAUGACAGUUUCACCCAAAGGUGGGAUUGUAUUCGGUGGCAAGCGGUACUAGAGGACACAUUUGCAGAAUCAUGCCUUAAGAGACUCGCUCAGUUGUUAAAUACAGAUGGCUGGCUAGUUUUUCCUCUCUGACUUUUAAAACUCAUUGAACACUUGAUUUUUUUCCUCCUUUUAUUGAUAGCUGACGUUUUUUUUCUGCUUCCCAAGUGAGGAUCACUCAAACAAUUUCCUUCCGUGUUUGGGAGGAAAGGUCUGGUCAGCCUUCUCAAGCUCCGUGUUAAGAAAGUAGAAGAUAGUGCAGUUCCUUCAGGGUACUACAUUUCCAAGGGCUUUAGCAUACAUUGAUGGCAGUCCAGGAAAGCCUGAAACUGCUGUAUAAAUGUAAAAAGGCAAGUUAGUGAUUGAAAUGUCUGAAAGGCAGCAAGCAGAAGGAGGAGGGAAAAUAAUUUUCUGUUUUGGAGUAAAGCUUUCUCGCUGUAUUUGGAUACAGGAAACAGCCCCAAUAUUUUGAAUUUAAAGGCAGGCAGAAUUCUUCCUAAUACCAUGUCUGUAGCAUAGCAACAAAGCUGCAUUAUCUUCCAUGCCACAGUGGUGUCUGCAACCCUGGCAUUGCUGUCCUGUAAAAUGCAUGGGUGGUUUAUAAAGUUCUUUUUCCAAACUUCCUUCUUUUCUUUUUUUUUUUUAAUAUGAGCCGGAGCAAAGCUCUAGAGGACACCUUUCCCUCUUCUGCUGGGCUUUGACAAUUCUGGUUCAGCUUCCUUCUGUGUACAGUGGAAUGCAUCUGGUAUGUUAUUUCAGGUCCUUUGCCUUCCUGCAGGAAGGAAGGGGUUAGGGGCCCUCCAUAAUUAGCACUGCAUUUAGAAACUAGUUCAAAAGGUCAUGAGACAUUGUGUGUAUGUGUGCAUGAAUCGCUUGGGGUUUUUUUAAUGUUAAUUUUUUUUAAAAAUUGUUUUGGGAUUAUGUUUAGCCAAUACGAAAAAAAAAUGUGAUUGAAUGUUAUGUAUCAGUGUUUUUAUUAAUGAAAUAAAGCCUUUCAACCCA
This is a messenger RNA of Apus apus (common swift), 2017 nucleotides long. RefSeq names its product guided entry of tail-anchored proteins factor 1 (gene GET1). Gene Ontology annotation, biological process: tail-anchored membrane protein insertion into ER membrane. Lineage: Eukaryota; Metazoa; Chordata; Aves; Apodiformes; Apodidae. The coding region runs from base 92 to 604 and encodes 170 amino acids. The transcript has 5 exons. The record is from RefSeq and is a predicted model, not a curated record.